Messenger RNA from Planococcus citri (citrus mealybug), 1741 nucleotides. RefSeq names its product phenoloxidase-activating factor 2-like. Lineage: Eukaryota; Metazoa; Arthropoda; Insecta; Hemiptera; Pseudococcidae. The record is from RefSeq and is a predicted model, not a curated record. The transcript is spliced from 7 exons. Gene Ontology annotation, molecular function: serine-type endopeptidase activity. Gene Ontology annotation, biological process: proteolysis. The coding region runs from base 317 to 1543 and encodes 408 amino acids.
CUAGUGAGUAUAGCUAAUAGCGUAGUCAUUACCCAGCUCACUAGUUGAGUUAAACGUGCUAUUAGCAAACGAACGGUUAUCACUAUCAGUUAGUUGUACGAGUAUAUUGAUAAAUUCUGGCAGUUGCCUUACAAACGACGACGACGUUUUCUUCGCAUCUUUUUUAUUCAUUCGAACAUCUUCGCACAGCUGGAUUAGCAUGUUAUUUACCAGUCGUAAUUAUCAUCCAAGCGUAUCCAUUCUACGAGUAUCGAUUCAUUUUUGUACAUCGUUCCAAAAUAAUCCGUCGUAAAGCCGAAAACUAAAAUAACUGAUUAUGUUGGAAAUUUCAUCGAGAUCACUGACGCUGCUAAUAUUGCUUUCACUAAACGUUGCAUUUCUGAAAGGGCAAUUCCAAUACCUAACGACAACGACGGCCGAUCCCUUGCAGCCUUUAUUGAACGAAAUUUUCAACAUAUCGUGGGAAGGCGAUACACCCAACAGCAAUAAUCGUACCAGUUUCCCGAAUCCAACCACAGCGAGCACUUGUAACUGCGUUCCUAUCAAUCAAUGCCAUCAAUAUAAUAAUUCGGUUCUAAAUUCCGGAGAAGGACUCAUCGAUAUAAAAAUAGGGCUCUGUCCUCAAUCUUUGGACAUAUGUUGCGAUCAGAAAAUCACGUCGACGAAUACGAGACCACCGCCUCCUUAUGUCAGGAACGUGAAAUGCGGCUACCGAAACGAAGACGGAGUCGGAUUCAAAAUAACAGCCGGUAAUUCCGAAGCUCAGUUCGGUGAAUUUCCGUGGAUGGUGGCUGUGUUGAAAGUAAAAUCGCAAAAUGGCCGAGACGUGACUCAAUAUCACUGCGGAGGAUCUUUGAUACACCCGAAAGUAGUACUGACAGCGGCUCAUUGCGUAAUUUCAUACGAAAAACAACCGAACAAGGUGAUCAUCCGAGCUGGAGAGUGGGAUUCGCUGAGCGAAGCAGAAAUUCUGCCUUUUCAAGAACGAGUUGCUCAAAAAAUCAUUGUUCAUAGAGAUUUCAAGUCGGGUACGUUGUUCAACGAUGUCGCAUUGGUUAUUUUGAAAGAAAAUUUCGAUUUCAACGAGAACGUCGAUAUCGUAUGCUUACCUAAUCAGAAUGAAAACGUCGACUUUCAAAAUUGCGUUGCCAGUGGUUGGGGAAAAGAUCAAUUCGGUGAAACAGGAGUUUACCAGAAUAUUUUGAAAAGAGUCGAUCUGCCUGUAGUUCCUUACGAAGAAUGUCUCAAUAGACUCAGACAAACUCGUUUAGGACCGAAGUUUGUUCUACACGAGAGUUUUCUAUGUGCCGGUGGUAUUCCCAAACAGGAUACAUGCAAAGGUGAUGGCGGAAGUCCACUCGUAUGUCCGAUACCAGGAAACAAAGACCAUUAUCAACAAGUCGGAAUAGUCUCAUGGGGAAUCGGUUGCGGUAAUAAUGUGCCCGGAAUAUACGUCAGUAUACCUCAUCUCAGAUCUUGGAUCGACGAACAAUUCAUCGAUAAUAAUUUGCCGUUGAUGUAUCAUAAUGAAAAAUACGACUAAGAUUGGACAAGAAAAUCGCAACGCCGACGACGUUUACAUUUUUUUUUUAAAAACCAAAUUGACGCGAUGCUAAUACUCGUAUUACCAUUAUUACUUGUUUUUUCAUAAAUAUCAUUGUUUACCCUAGUUUUGAAAUUUUGUACCUCAACUUGAAAAUUUUAUCAUCAUGUUAUAUAUACUACCAGUACCUAUGUCUGA